AUGGCCCUCUGCAACUACAGCUGCAACUCUCUGUGUGGUGUCAACACCUCCUGCGUCUCCCAAAUCCCACCGUCACAAGUGGUCAUCCAGCCCCCGGCUUUCCACAUCACAAUUCCAGGACCAGUCAUGUCUGCCAGCCCCGAGCCAGUCGCUGUGGCAGGAAACACGCCGUGCGCCACCGGCAGCUGCUACGAGCCCUGUUACGGUGGAUGGGGCGGCUAUGGGUACGGCUCCAGGAAGUGGGGUUCCAGCUCUGUGUGCUCAUACCCGUACUCGCGCAGCUGCUACAAAGGCUGCUAUUAA
Molecule: messenger RNA, 303 nt
Organism: Podarcis lilfordi (Lilford's wall lizard)
Lineage: Eukaryota; Metazoa; Chordata; Lepidosauria; Squamata; Lacertidae
Source: the annotation of a GenBank genome assembly